Molecule: messenger RNA, 6090 nt
Organism: Seriola aureovittata
Lineage: Eukaryota; Metazoa; Chordata; Actinopteri; Carangiformes; Carangidae
Gene: ptprma
Product: protein tyrosine phosphatase receptor type Ma
Exons: 37
Coding region: 206-4669 (1487 amino acids)
Biological process (GO): protein dephosphorylation
Cellular component (GO): membrane
Molecular function (GO): protein binding; protein tyrosine phosphatase activity
Source: RefSeq, a predicted model, not a curated record
AGCUGCUCGGUAAACGGAGUCGGUCUCUGUUCUGAGGAGAAACGGCGGAAAAAGAAGCGGAGAGACGAAACGAGCGUGUCCGCGUGAGUCCGAGCGGCGUGGGAAACAACGGAAAAAGAAGAAGAAGAGGAGGAAAGAGAAGAAGAAGAGUUGUCAGUAGUGCCCCCCCCCCACCCCCCCCGCUCCGGAGGGUCUUGGUGCGAACAUGGAGCGGACUGGAACUUUCCUGCUCUCCGCGUCUCUCCUACUGGUUUCACUGGGACUAACGGGGGCGCGAGCGGACACCUUCAAAGCCUGUCUGUCUGGUCAGUCCCCAGACUGUACUCUGGUCCAGUCCAAAGAGGACGACUUCGACUGGGAGCAAGGAGACACCCGUGACCGACCAGCCAGCAACCCCUUGAUCCCCACAGGUUCCUCCUUCCUGUUUGUGAACACGUCAGGUCGUCAUGGUGGUCAGCGCGCUCAGCUGCUGCUGCCCCCCCUCAAAGAGAACGACACACACUGCGUCAGCUUCAUGUUCUACCAGGGGGGGGGGCGCGAAGGGGCAGGGCUCAACGUCUACAUCAAAGAGAACCACAGUCCUCUGGGAGUCCCGGUAUUUAACUCAUCAGGCCCCGCCUACCACAACUGGAAGGGGGUGGAGCUAGCUGUGUCCACCUUCUGGCCUAAUUACUACCAGGUGGUGUUUGAGGCCAUCAGCAACGGACAGAGAGGAGUUCUGGCCAUCAAGGACAUCACACUGCAGGGCCACCAGUGCAGCAGCACGCCACACUUCCUGCACAUUAAAGGUGUAGAGGUGAACGCGGGACAGACGGCGACAUUUCACUGCACUGUCAACGGACAACCACAGAGCAACCUGCUGCUCUACCUGCAGGGGAUGGCUGGUCGUCAGGCAGUCGUCAGGGAAACCAAACCGGUGAACACACGGCGCUACGUGGCGAGUUUUGAUGUGGAGAACACGACCAAAGGUGACUCCGGACGCUAUCGCUGCAUCGCCCAGUCAGAGCGAGGUGUGGGCGUGUCCUCGUACGCUGACCUCACCGUCAAACAGCCUCCUGUACCGAUCGCCCCCCCUCAGCUAACAGCUGUGGGCGCCACCUACCUGUGGAUCCAGCUCAACGCCAACUCCAUCAACGGAGACGGACCAAUCAUUGAGAGAGAGGUGGAGUACCGGACGAUGGCGGGCAUGUUGAUCGACACCACACCUGUCGAUAAACCCACCCAUAAGAUCGGACACCUGGACCCCGACACCGAGUACGAGAUCAGUGUGCUGCUCACCAGGCCCCUGGAGGGAGGGACGGGAAACCCCGGACCACCGCUGCGAGCUAGGACCAAGUGUGCUGAUCCGAUGCACGGCCCGCGGCGUCUCGAGGUCGUCGACAUUCAGUCCAAACAGGUGACGGUCCGAUGGGAGCCGUUCGGAUACAACGUGACACGCUGCCACAGCUACAACCUGACGGUGCAGUACCGCUACAGACCUGCAGGGGCCCCCAGCAGAGAGCUGGUGAAGGAGGAGGUGAGGGAGGAGGAGGAGGUGUACGACACUCGGAGCUCCUUGCCGCAGCAUGCCUUACGUAACCUUCCACCGUUCACCAACGUCAGCCUGAGGCUCGUCCUCAGUAACCCGGAGGGACGCAAGGAGAGCGAGGAGCUGCUGGUGCUGACCGACGAGGACGUUCCUGGAGCGGUCCCAGUGGACUCGAUCCUCGGCAGCAGCUACGAGCAGCAGAUCAGUCUGAGCUGGAGGGAACCUCUGCAGACCUACGGCCUCAUCCGACAGUAUGAGAUCUCCUACAAAGCCCUGAGCUCCUUCGACACGGAGUUCGAUCUGUCCAAUCAGAGUGGCAAGGUGUUCAAACCGGCUAAUGAGACGAGCCACAUGUUCACCGGCCUCUAUCCAGGCUCCACCUACUCCUUCACAAUAAGAGCCUCCACUGUGAAAGGCUUCGGACCUCCAGUGAUCACCCAGUUCACCACCAAGAUCUCAGCUCCUCUGAUGCCGGCCUACGACCAGGAGUCUCCUCUGAACCAGACCGACUCCACCGUCACUGUUCUACUGAGACCAGCUCAGAGCCGAGGAGCUCCAGUCAGUAAGUACCAGGUGGUGGUGGAGGAGGAGCGCCCCCGCAGGCAGAGGAGAGGAACUGCAGAGAUCCUGCGCUGUUAUCCGGUGCCCAUUCACUUCCAGAACGCCACGCUGCUCAACUCGCAGUAUUACUUCAGCGCAGAGCUGCCGAUGAGCGAGCUGAGAGCGCCCGUGCCCUUCUGUGUCGGUGAUAACAGGACCUACAGCGGUUACUGGAACACUCCUCUGCUGCCUCAUAAGAGUUAUGGGAUCUACUAUCAGGCUGUCAGCACAGCUAAUGGGGAGACAAAGAUCGACUGCGUGCGAGUGGCGACUAAAGCUGCUAUAAUCGUCACCCAGCUCACCACGCCGUACAUUCGCAUCGCUCCGGCAGCUGGCGACAAGCAGCUAACAGGGGCUGCGACCAGGAAACCAGAACCAGAACAGGGGAACCAAUCGGAUCACACUGUGAAGAUCGCUGGAGCCAUUGCCGGUAUCCUGCUCUUCAUCAUCAUCUUCCUCGGAGUGGUCCUGCUGAUGAAGAAACGGAAGUUGGCAAAGAAGAGGAAGGAAACUCUGAGCUCCAGACAGGAAAUGACUCUGAUGGUCAACACCUCCCAACACACAACCAUGGCAGACACACACACACACACACUGAACGGACGCACUGUGUCAUCUCCGUCCUCCUUCACCCUGAAGACAAACACCAUCAGCACCACCGUCCCCAACUCCUACUACCCAGACCCCUUCGUACCGACAGCCAUUCUGGAUGACAGUCACACCAUGACCAGUGAAACCAGCAGCCUGGUGCAGUCCCAUUACAAGCAGCGGGAGGCGGAGCGGGAGGCACUGCCCUAUCAAACGGGUCAGCUGCACCCGGCCAUCCGAGUGGCUGAUCUGCUGCAGCACAUCACCCAGAUGAAAUGUGCAGAGGGCUACGGCUUCAAGGAGGAGUACGAGAGUUUCUUUGAGGGACAGUCCGCUCCUUGGGACUCGGCCAAAAAGGAUGAGAAUCGCAUGAAGAAUCGCUACGGAAACAUCAUCGCCUACGAUCACUCUCGUGUGCGUCUGCAGCCUCAGGACGGAGAGAGCGGCUCCGACUACAUCAACGCCAACUACGUCGAUGGAUACCACAGGCCCAAUCACUACAUCGCUACCCAAGGUCCUAUGCAGGAGACGGUGUACGAUUUCUGGCGGAUGGUUUGGCAGGAGAACACUGCUGCCAUCGUCAUGGUAACCAACCUGGUGGAGGUGGGGCGGGUGAAGUGUUGUAAGUACUGGCCUGACGACACAGAGAUCUACGGCGACAUGAAGGUGACGCUGAUCGAGACUCAGCUGCUGUCGGAGUACGUGAUCCGAACCUUCGCUGUGGAGAAGAGGGGCGUGGCCGAGAUCAGGGAGAUCCGUCAGUUUCAUUUCACUGGUUGGCCUGAUCACGGCGUUCCGCUUCACGCCACCGGCCUGCUGGGCUUCAUUCGCCGUGUCAAGGCCAAAACCCCACCGACCGCCGGCCCCACCGUGGUCCACUGCAGUGCGGGGGCGGGGCGUACAGGUUGUUUCAUAGUGAUUGACAUCAUGCUGGACAUGGCAGAGAGAGAGGGCGUGGUCGACAUCUACAACUGUGUCCGAGAGCUGAGAGCACGAAGGGUUAACAUGGUCCAGACUGAGGAGCAGUAUGUCUUCAUCCAUGACGCCAUCUUGGAGGCUUGUCUGUGUGGCGACACUGCGAUCCCAGCCAAUCAGCUGCGCUCAGUUUAUUAUGAGAUGAACCGAUUGGAUCCUCAGACCAACUCCAGUCAGAUCAAAGAGGAGUUCAGGACUCUGAACAUGGUUACGCCGACACUGCGCGUGGAGGACUGCAGCAUUGCUCUGUUGCCUAGAAACCACGAGAAGAACCGCUGCAUGGACGUGCUGCCUCCUGACCGCUGCCUGCCGUUCCUCAUCACCAUCGAUGGAGAGAGCUCCAACUACAUCAACGCUGCGCUCAUGGACAGCUACAAGCAGCCGUCAGCAUUCAUUGUUACCCAGCAUCCCUUGCCCAACACGGUGAAGGACUUCUGGCGUCUGGUCCUAGACUACCACUGUACGUCCAUCGUCAUGCUGAACGACGUCGACCCCGCGCAGCUGUGUCCUCAGUACUGGCCGGAGAACGGCCUCCAUCGUCUGGGCUCCCUGCAGGUGGAGUUUGUCUCUGCUGAUCUGGAGGAGGACGUCAUCAGCCGUAUCUUCAGGAUCUACAACACAGCCAGGCCGCAGGACGGGUACCGCAUGGUGCAGCAGUUCCAGUUCCUGGGCUGGCCCAUGUACCGGGACACACCAGUCUCCAAGCGCUCCUUCCUCAAACUGGUCCACCAGGUGGACAAGUGGCAGGACGAGUACGACGGAGGGGAGGGACGCACCGUGGUCCACUGCCUGAAUGGAGGGGGUCGCAGUGGUGUGUUCUGCAGCAUCAGUAUAGUGUGUGAGAUGUUGCGGCAGCAGCGAUGUGUCGACGUCUUUCACGCCGUUAAAACUCUGAGGAACAACAAACCAAACAUGGUGGAUCUGCUGGAACAGUAUAAGUUCUGUUAUGAAGUUGCUCUGGAGUAUCUCAACUCUGCUUAGCUUCAACAACAGACUCUUCAUCAUCAUCCUCCUCCUCCAGUGAUAAAGCUGCACAGUCUGGGGGGGGGGGGCAGCGGAGGGGGUCUACUACUGACUGAAGGUGAAGAGGAGGACAGGAAGUGAUGAAGAGGAGGAGGAGGAGUUUUUGCACUGCCUUGUUUGACUGAACUCUGAGACUCACCAUGUGUCACUGUUGUUUUUAUUGUGUCGUUGUGUCGAUGAACCAAAACACAUCAGAGUGGAGCAUCUUGUCUGUGAUCACCAGCUUCACUAACACAUCACCAUCAUCAUCACCAUCAUCAUCAGCAGCAUCUAAAGAAGCUUCCUGUAAACUUUCAUCCUGCAGCUCCAGAGACUGAGCAGAGGUUUUCACACUGUGCUGAGGUCACUAACACUAACUAACCAGUGUGGGCGGGGCCUCUCAGUGUGAAAACCUCUGAUCAAGAGUAUGAGGAUCCUCAGGAUCUGGAAAACUGUGUUUCUUUUAAAGCUCUGAUCAUAAUAAAUCAUGUGUGGAAUCAUUUUUAUGAUCAGCUGUGGAGGCGGUCUGAGGAUGAUGUCAGUUUAAAGGUGGACUCUCAUUGGUCAAGGGGCAACAUGAGGUUUAAAUAAGUGAUAGAAUGAUUAGUCAUUAAUCAAUAAGCUGAUCACUAGGGGUUUUAAUGAUUGAGCAGCUGGUGUUUGGUCCAGAGCUUUCAGCUGCUGCCCCUUUAAAGAUUAGUCUGGUAGGAGCUCAGAAUAACAUGGAUGUCUCCAUGGCAACGGUGCAAACUGAGUGAUCAGAUAAUGACUGUGUGAUGAACGUUUGAGUUGUCAUCAUGUGUUGUCUGUUUAUUUGUUUAUUUGCCACAGAGAAACAAACAACUAUCUAAAGACAUAACAACCUUUAUAUUAAAGUCACAGUCCGUCCGUCUUCUUCUUCGGUGGUGCUUGAUUUUUACUGCUGCAGAAUAAAACCUGACUGGACUGGAAUCACCUGACCACAUGGUCCCAGUCUGGACCCUGGUCCCCCUUCAGGUGGUGGUCUCUGUUCCCUCCUCAGCAGCUGGAUGAUGCUGGUCGGUGUUGUGUUAAUAAUGUACAUAGAGCAGGAGGAAGCAGGAAGAAGAAUAUUUAUUCCUUCAGUUGUUCUCAGUGUCGGUGUCGUUGCUGUCAUCGUUCUCAUGAAGCACAGAGAGAGAGAGACACUACCAUAUGGGACGAUGUUCAUAUAUGAUGUUUAUAUAUGAUGUUUAUAUAUGGCUCUGGUGUCAUGUAACCCGGGUCUCGUAUGGCUCUGGGUAAAUCGUAGUAACUUGUGUUUGUGGUUUUGAUUGAACUCUGUCAAUGUAUGGCUCUGUUGCUGAUGAGAAUGUAAUGAAAGCUUUUAUUUAUGUUGUAUGAUCCCAAAAUACUACAAUUAAAAACCUCUAUACACUUCA